AUGAAAGAUGACCAAAUUAAAAUGCGCAAUAUGAUUCUUAUAAAAGAUUUGAUUAAUUCAGAUUUACAAAUAUUUGAGGUAAUUUAAUUAUUGCUUGGAAUGAAGUCUGGUGAAAUAAUUCAAAACAUGAAUGACGACACGUCUCUAUCAUCUGAGGAUGACGAACAGACUUCCAAGAUUAUAGAAAAUGAUCCAACAGGUCGUUUUAGUAAGUACAAUGAAGAAAUUGGAAAAGGAGCCUAUAAGAGUGUUUACAGAGGAUAUGAUAACGAGAGUGGAUGCGAAGUAGCAUGGAAUGUAGUAAUUUUAUAAUUCAUUUUACAUUUAGACGAAAUAAGAAGAGCCAGAUAAGAGAUAACAAUAUUGAAAACAUUGAAACACAAGAACAUCAUUAAUUUUAUACAUUCAUGGUAGAGCAGAUCGAAGAGGCAAAUCGUUUUCAUCACCGAAAUUGUUAAUGGAGGAUCGUUGAAAAAUUACCUUAGGAGAAUCACAAGACCUAAGCUAAAAGUCAUUAAAUAUUGGUGCAGACAGAUCUUGGAAGGAUUGGAAUACAUGCAUUAACAAAACAUUAUCCACAGAGAUUUGAAAUGCGAAAAUAUCUUGAUUGACACAAACAACAACGAAUUAAAAAUAGGGGAUCUUGGCCUAUCGAUUUAAAUGCAAUCCAAUAAUACAAAUUCAGUACUGGGAACACCAGAAUUUAUGGCACCUGAAAUAUAUCACGGAAAUUAUGACACUAAGGUUGAUAUCUAUGCUUUCGGGAUGUGCAUUCUGGAAAUAGUGACUGGCAUGAAACCUUUUUGUGAGUGCAAAGGCGGGACUGGUUAGGUCAUCAAAAAGGUUAUGGAAUCUCAAAAGCCUUAGAGUUUAGAAGGAAUCUUAAAUGAAAAGAUUAAAUCCAUCAUUUUAGAGUGUCUCAAACCUGCAAAUGAGAGACCUACUGCUACUUAACUGUUGAACCAAUAUUUUUAAUCCUCCCACAUUGAUGAAGACAAUUCUCCUGUUUAAUUAAAUGAGUCACUUCUGAACUAGAUCUCACAUGACAGCAAAAACUCCUCCUUCUUCAAGAAUAACUUAUCUAAAAACAUCAGUGAAGUCAAGGGAACUACUAACAAUCACAUUAAUAAUAAUUUUACUAAUUAACCCAAUAAACUAAUUCUCUUUCAGGAAUGCAAUCCUAAUUCAAUGAAACAAUCUGAUGUAAGACAUUGUGAAUAAUAAAAUAAGUUAAGCAUGGAUACUGCUGAUGAUUUCUCAAUUGAGUAAUAAUUCGGCAAACAAUACAAAGAAUAUUAUAUCACUCAAAAUGACGAAACCCUGUUGGACUUAGAAUAAAGACAAGAGAGAGAAUUACAACUAUUAUUAACAUUACAUAAACAGCAAAAGGCUGAUCUCUCGAAUAAGCUUCAAUAAACAAAUAGAUCUAUUAUACCAUAUGGAUCAGGGUUUUUAUCACCAAAAUCAUUCUCCACCUUAUUUGAAUUCAACAAUGACUAACAUCAACAAUUAUAAGGAAACUAAUAGUAAUCUCAAAUCUUGAAAGUCUUUCCUGUAAGUGAAAGUACAAAUUCAGAAGAAAUUGGAAGAAAGCCAAACAACAAAGAAGAUGAUUUGAACAUGAUUUAAUCAAAACAACCAUGUAAAUUAUCUACAGAUGUUGUUGUGUAAUCAAAAGUUUAAAAUGUCAGAACUCCUAUUUAAGGUUGA
Messenger RNA from Paramecium tetraurelia, 1710 nucleotides. RefSeq lists its product as uncharacterized. Gene Ontology annotation, biological process: protein phosphorylation; intracellular signal transduction. Gene Ontology annotation, molecular function: protein serine/threonine kinase activity; ATP binding. NCBI's taxonomy places the organism in Eukaryota, Ciliophora, Oligohymenophorea, Peniculida, Parameciidae. The transcript is spliced from 9 exons. The record is from RefSeq and is a predicted model, not a curated record. Gene Ontology annotation, cellular component: cytoplasm.